AUGGCGGCGACAUUGACCUCUAGGACUUUUGCGGUCACCGGCGGUGCUUCUGGAAUCGGAGCCGCGACAGCUCGCCUCCUCGCACGUCGCGGUGCCGCGGCCAUAUUCAUUGGCGAUGUCAAUACCGCCGCGUUCGGCCAGAUGAGAAACGAGUUGCCGGCCAUCAACCCAGGCACAAAUGUGCACACCACAACCGUCGACGGAGGAACGGGGCUGCGUGGACUGGCCAAUGUCGUCGGGGUGGCUGGUCGUCAGGUAUCCAACAAGCCGGGCUCCAAGCUUUUCGAGGAGACGGUCGAGCAGUGGCGCAAGGCCAAUGGAGCAUGGCCGAGGAUUCCUACCCAGCCUUCGUCAACGUCGCUUCCAUGGCCGCGAUUUUCCAUUCCGGCGGCAACUUUGGAUAACGGCACCACCAAAGCCGGCCUCGUCCAUUUCACCACGAGUGCGGCCGAGGACCUCUACGACCUGGGUAUCCGCGUCAACUGCUGCAGUCCCGGGACGACCAACACGCCGAUCCUCGACAAUGCGUUGGAAGGGCAGAACAGGGGACGAAAGCAUCAAGAUGCUUCAGUCGCAGGUGUUUCAAGGCCACGGAGCCGUCGAGCAUUGCCCCGGGUGAUAUUGUGGUUGCUGAGCGAGGACUCUCUCGACGUGAGUGGAGUGAAUAUUCCAGUGGACCAGGGGAUUUCUUGA
Messenger RNA from Fonsecaea monophora, 693 nucleotides. RefSeq lists its product as hypothetical. The record is from RefSeq and is a predicted model, not a curated record. The transcript has 3 exons. Lineage: Eukaryota; Fungi; Ascomycota; Eurotiomycetes; Chaetothyriales; Herpotrichiellaceae. The coding region runs from base 1 to 693 and encodes 230 amino acids.